Messenger RNA from Plasmodium malariae, 1497 nucleotides. RefSeq names its product tubulin epsilon chain, putative. Gene Ontology annotation, cellular component: microtubule; cytoplasm. Lineage: Eukaryota; Apicomplexa; Aconoidasida; Haemosporida; Plasmodiidae. Gene Ontology annotation, molecular function: structural constituent of cytoskeleton; GTP binding. The coding region runs from base 1 to 1497 and encodes 498 amino acids. The transcript has a single exon. Gene Ontology annotation, biological process: microtubule cytoskeleton organization; mitotic cell cycle. The record is from RefSeq and is a predicted model, not a curated record.
AUGGUACGCGAAAUCAUAUUUUUACAUGUUGGACAAUGUGGCAAUCAAUUAGGUCAUGAGUUUUGGUCUGUAGCAAUUAAGGAACAUUUGAAUAAAAAAAUUAACGAGAAAAGAGAAUUGGUAGGAAAGCACAGUUUUAUGAACGAUUCUGCAUCCUCCUUUUUUGAAAAUGUGUAUAAAAAUUUUAAUUUAAAUCAAAAAGAAAGUUUAAAAGCCCGAGCCAUAUUAAUAGAUACAGAAACUGGAGUAGCAAAUGAAAUUAUGAAAAGUUCCAUUUCUCCAUAUUUUGAUGAAAAUAACAUUUUUACGCAACAUUCAGGGGCAGGAAAUAAUUGGUCACAAGGAUACAUGUACUAUGGAAAGAUGUACGAAACAUUAAUAGAUAACAUAAUUAGAAAAAAUGUAGAAAAAUGUGAUUCUUUACAAUCUUUUUAUAUUACAUCAUCAUUAGGAGGUGGAACUGGAUCCGGCUUAGGUUCCUAUAUUUUAGAAAUGUUAUCUGAUAAUUAUAAACAAAUAAAAUUUAGUAACUGUGUAUUUCCAUCAGCUUGUGACGAUGUAAUUACAUCUCCGUAUAACAGUUUUUUUGCCUUAACAAAAAUUCAUGAAUUUUCAAAUUGCGUUUUACCUGUUUCAAAUGAUGCAUUACUAGACAUUUUAAAUAGUAAAAAAUUGAAAGAAAAAAAAAAUGAUAAAAAUGAUUAUUCAAAGAUGAAUAAUAUAGUAGCUAAUGUAAUUUUAAACUUAACUAGUUCUAUGAGAUUUGAGGGUUCAUUAAAUGUGGAUAUAAAUGAAAUAUGUACGAAUUUAAUUCCAUACCCCUUUUUUAACUUUAUGUUGUCCUCUCUAAGCCCUUGCGUAGAAACGGAAAAUAUUAGAACUUUUGAUCACUUGUUCAAAAAUGUUUUAAAUCGUAAUAAUCAAAUGCUCAUAGCCAACCCAAAGGAUGGUCUUAGUUUAUCCAUGGCAUUUUUAGUUCGGGGUAAUAUCAAUAUUUCAGAUGUUACUAAGAAUGUAUUGUUAAUAAAAAAUAAUUUGAAUAUCCUCCGUUACAACAAGGAUGCUACAAAAAUAGGGUUAUGUAAUGUAUCCCCAUUAAAUCAGCCGUAUAGUUUAUUAUGUUUGAUUAACUCGUGUGAAAUAAGAAACAGUUUUCUGCAAAUAUUAGAAAGAUUUAAUAAAUUGUUCAAAAGAAAGGCACACUUGCAUCAUUACUUGGAAUAUUUAACUAUGGAUGAUAUUUUAGAAUUUAAAGAAAAAAUACAAAAUUUAAUUUUUGAGUAUAGUUAUAUUCAAAAAAAUUCAUUCUGCUCACCAAAGUUUUUAAAUAGAAAUACUAUAAAUAUAUUAGGAUACGAUAUAUGCGAAGAAAAUGAUACACAUGAUAAUAAUUAUAUCAACUUAGAGAGUAGUAAUCCGUAUUAUUUGAAGUCCAAAAUAAAAAAGUGCGAUAAAAGUAUUAGCUGGUUUGAUUUUAAAACAAAACCAAUUAUUUAA